CGGCGGCGAUAGAGAGGAAAGAAUUUAGAAUUUAGGGUUUGGUGAGAUUUUCCAAGAAUGUUCCUGGGAGAAGGCACUAAUGAUCGCGCCUACGGUCGUAAGGGAUUCAUUAUUUUUCCUGAUCCACCGUACCCAUAUGAGCCGGAACGUGUAGGAGCUCUUUACUAUGAGGAUGAAGGCGAUCCAGAUGUCUACUUUGUACCACCGGUGGAGGAAUAUGAACCAUCCUUGCCCUCUUCACAAUCACCAACUGACAGCUGUCAUGAACAACCCGAUUCACCAACAUAUGAACCAAUGGCUCCGGGAGAAUUGCCGGAAUGUGAUGUCUACAAAGAUAUAUGUUCUGAUCCCCAGAAGGUAGACUGGGCGGUUCCACCUAUGGAAUUCUUGGCUGAAGUUGGACUUGGUUGCUACAAUCUGCAAAAGGGGACAAACUUUCAAUUUUCGGAUGAUCCACAUGACUUCCAGUAUCUGUAUCAUACCGGCUUUGAGGAUCUUACCGACUUUGAGGAUCAUACCGAUGCUAAAGCAUCACAUUCUUUGAUAAUGCGCAAUUCCACUUGCGAGUUUGAAACAAGGGCUGCCGUUCAAAAAGAUGAAGAAGAAGACUGUUCCUUGAGUUUGAUUACAACGCUCCACAGGCCGCAAACUCCAGAGGUGGAAGGUGACACACUUGCCCCGGAUGAUUUCUUCAAAGGUCCUAUGCCAGAUCGUUUGCCUCACGAUAGGUGGAGGCUCGGUAAUAUGCUUAAUAAUCCGAAAUUCUACUUGUUGAGGAAAUCAGAGAUGGAAGAACACAAGGAGUUGUUUCUUCUGUACGCGGAAAUCACAUUGUUCUCCCACUGGGAAUCUAUCAGGCUAAUGGAGUGGGCAAAGCCAUUGGAGUUAUUAUAUGUAAUUGUGCAAACCCGGGAGCCGAAGCUGAAGUUGAAGGCCAAGGCGGAGAAUGCAAACUUCUACAUUACCUUCUCAACCUGUCACGGUUUUCCCUUCCAUGCUGUCAUAAGGAGAACAACGACUGGAAAACCAAACCAGAUGUCGCUUGAAUUCAAGAUGUUGAUGUGUUAAGAAGUACCCUAUUGUCCCAUUAUGUAUUUAUCAUGUAAACUAUCGAUCUGAGAGUUGUUUCUCCAGAUGGUGCUGUGGCUACAUUUUAUUUUCUCAAUGUUUCGCUUGUUGUGUGCUACUCGUGUAAUGAGUUAAUGACUUCUUUGUUGCUGUAACUUUGAUUUGAAUGUCAAGAGUGUUCGUCCUUUGUCUGUCCAUUGGCUCUAAUCUUUAUAAAACCAUUUUACCAAU
Arabidopsis arenosa is the source of this 1299-nucleotide messenger RNA. The record is from the annotation of a GenBank genome assembly. NCBI's taxonomy places the organism in Eukaryota, Viridiplantae, Streptophyta, Magnoliopsida, Brassicales, Brassicaceae.